AUGGUGUUCAGACGAUUUUUUGCUAAGCCUGAUAUGCAUGAUGUUAUCCCUAGUCCCAGAGAUGAGACCGUCUUGACCGUUAGUCUGGUGUCAUUGAUGGCUAUUGCGUUCACCCGAAUUACGGACCAAAACAGACAGUUGAAGAUACUUAUCGAUUUCAUAUAUCGACUGUUAGAGCUUUAUGCAGUAUCUGAAUGGGUUAUACACGAUGCUGUCGAUUGUGCGCUUUCUAAGAUUGCAUCGGCUUCGGGUAUGCUGGUCUCAGAAUUUUUAUACAAACAUAGUACAUAUAUCGUUCACCAUAUUGCGAUAUCCGCUCGGUCUCGUUCUGAGCAUAAUCACGCACCAGUGGUAUUUUGCUCCUUACUGGAUAAAGUUGAUGAUCACCGUGUGUACGACAGUGUGAAAUACAUGGCUGAAGAUCUACUGCAGGGGUUGGAUAGGUGCAAACAGGACUUCUGCAUUCUGGUCAUGCGCUCUAUGCUUUCUUUCGUUUCGGCUGUAGGCCGAUGGUUCUCUGAUUUGAAGCCCUUGGAGGUGGAAACAAACCUAAUUGUUGGCAAUGACUCUGAAGAAGCACUAGAAGCUCGCAAGAGAAAACCCCCAUCACCGAUCGCUGACGUCGAGCACAUUUUGUUGAGGACUAAGCAUCUUAUGUCGUCUCCACAUCUUCCUCUCCGAUUGUUAGCAAUGAGAAUUCUUCGAAAAGGUGAG
Ostertagia ostertagi is the source of this 714-nucleotide messenger RNA. The record is from the annotation of a GenBank genome assembly. NCBI's taxonomy places the organism in Eukaryota, Metazoa, Nematoda, Chromadorea, Rhabditida, Trichostrongylidae.